AUGACAAAGGGAAAGAAACAUGAUUCUUUGGGUCGCGUGCUCAUUAAAUCCAGGAAUAGGAAGUUGGGCAGAAACAUCAAUCAAGAGACCGUUGCUAUGUAUACAACUGAUAUAGAUCCAAAGGAUGAGAGAAAGAAGUUAUAUUCAAACACAGAUAUGUCGAAUAACUUGGAGAACUUUUUGGAGUUGUCAGAGAUGGAGCAGAGGGUAUUCGAAGCUGAGAAGCAGAAUGUUGUGGUGUUGAUGAAGACUUCAUCCACCGUGUUGUCAAAGGAGGAGAGAGAGAUUAAGACUCUGGAGCACAAGCAGCAACUGGAGAAGAACAACCAGUUCUGGAACUCACUGACCAUCCCCCGCAGACCAUUCUGGGAUGAGAACACCACCACCGAGCAGCUCUUGGCUAGCGAGAAGGAGUCAUUCUACAACUGGAGAAGGUCAUUGGCAAAGCUGGAGGAGGAUAAUGGUCUCAUUAUUACACCAUUCGAGAAGAAUCCAGAGGUCUGGAAGCAGUUGUGGCGUGUCGCUGAGAAGAGUGACGUGUUGGUGCAGAUUGUGGACGCGAGAAAUCCUUUGUUGUUCAGAUCGCCAGACCUCGAGCGUUACGCCAAGGAGCUCAACCCACUCAAGUCCAACCUGUUGGUCGUUAACAAGGCCGAUCUGCUGACAAAGGUGCAGCGCAGGAAGUGGGCCAAGUACUUUGAGUCCGAGGGCAUCGACUACCGCUUCUUCUCGGCGCACAAGGAGCAACUCAAGAUUGAGAAGCGCAAGCAGAUCCAGCGACUGAUUGACGAGGGUGCCGACAUUGACCUCGACGAGAUACAGAAAUUGGAGAGCAAGCCAGACGAAGACAAGGAGACAAAGAUAUAUACUCGCGAGGAGAUAUUGGAUGAGUUUAAGCUUAUUUGUCCCAAGCCUUUAACCGAGAACAGCAGGUUCCAAGGCAAGAUCGUUGUUGGACUGUCAGGUUAUCCAAAUGUCGGAAAGAGUAGUACGAUCAAUGUGUUGUUUGGCGAUAAGAAGGUUGCCGUUGCAGCAACUCCUGGAAAGACGAAAUAUGUACAGACGAUUAUAUUGGAAGAAGAGGAGAUUGUGUUGUUGGAUUGUCCAGGUCUCGUAUUCCCAACUCUAUUGUCAUCAAAGGCUGAAAUGGUUAUCAAUGGACUUUUGCCAAUCGAUCAAUUGAGAGACUUUGUUACUCCAGUGGACGCUAUCUGUGAACGUGUCGCAAGGAGUUACCUUGAGGACAUGUAUGCUGUGGCACUUCCACUGCCAAAGGAGCAUGAGGCCCAGGAUAGACCCCCAACUGGUGCCGAGCUGUUGUCAGCCUACGCCUACAUGAGAGGUUUCAUGACUGUGCACGGUGCGCCAGAUCAGUCGCGUGCCGCCAGAAUCGUCCUGAAAGACUUUGUCGCUGGCAAGCUCUUGUUCUGCUCGCCACCCCCAGGUCUCGAAGCUGAGAAGUUCCAGAGGAAGACACUCAAGGCCAAGCCAGAGUCGACGAGCACCUCGACCACGACCACAUCGACCUCGCCCUCGGGUCAUCAAGCGCCACCCGCCGAGCUCAAGAAGAAGGUCACCUAUGAUGUCAGCAUCGAGAGCGAGAGCAAUAUGGAUGUACAGGAGCACGUGGUCGCCAAGACCAAGGCAAAGGGCAAGAAGAAGAGCAAGAACGUCAUGGCCAAUGCGUCAGACAGGUUCACCAGACCCAUUUACUAUCACAAGGAGGAGACCAUUGAGACCAGACUGCAAAAGUUGCAGUUGAAGGAGCAAGCACUCAAGGAGAUGGCUUUGAAGCUGAAGCAAGAUAGAGCUGCAUCGUCAUCAUCAUCAUCAAGCACUAGCACUACUUCUACAACAACAACAACCAGUAGCAGCAGUGAUCAAUCAUAA
Molecule: messenger RNA, 1890 nt
Organism: Acytostelium subglobosum LB1
Lineage: Eukaryota; Evosea; Eumycetozoa; Acytosteliales; Acytosteliaceae
Exons: 5
Coding region: 1-1890 (629 amino acids)
Biological process (GO): ribosomal subunit export from nucleus
Cellular component (GO): cytosol
Molecular function (GO): GTPase activity; GTP binding
Source: RefSeq, a predicted model, not a curated record